This is a messenger RNA of Alternaria novae-zelandiae, 1137 nucleotides long. RefSeq lists its product as uncharacterized. NCBI's taxonomy places the organism in Eukaryota, Fungi, Ascomycota, Dothideomycetes, Pleosporales, Pleosporaceae. The record is from RefSeq and is a predicted model, not a curated record. The transcript has 2 exons. The coding region runs from base 1 to 1137 and encodes 378 amino acids.
AUGGCUCAACUCAAUCAACCCUCGAACGAGCCUGCUAAAGCGCGCGUGGAAGAACUCGGAGAAAUCUCGCCUCCAACAGUCCAAUCCAUGUCUCUGCCGCGCCCACCCCCGAAUCCAGUGUCAGACCUCAUGGAUCUUGUCAUCAAUCGAGAGUCGCGCUACACAACGCACUCACUCGUCACAUCUUACCUGGGUAUUGAUGAUAUACGCAAUGUUCAGUUAGCCUGCAGAAAGACAUCGGAUCUGUACGCGAACAUGAAGAAGACCCAGUGGAACAUGAACACAAGCCUGCAGCCAUUCUUCAAAGACACUCGAAAGUUCCGCUCUGUGCAGGCCCAGACCGAGACUCUGAUCGGAAGCAAAUUCGCCGGAAAGUUCUUCCGUCGUCUGCAAGUCAAGAAUGAACUUCAGCUCUUUACGCAAGCUGGGGAGAAGGCGGAUGCUCUCAUUAGCUAUCUCAAACAGGAUGGCUAUGUUUUGGAUUUUGGGGUCGAGGGUGGAAGCGUAGAAUUUGGCAGCUCAAAGACGGACUAUCCACGCACGAUCGCCGCGAUAAAGCGCGACUCUGAAGAAGGACUGAUCGUCAAGACUGGCGAGUGGAUGAUCAAGAAUGAUAAGAUACAUCCAGAAUUUACCUUUGCACGUUCCGUUAGCGACAAGCUCUCGUGGGUAAUCAAGCUGGAUACCGCCGAUGUCUCCCCUGCUACGACCCCGGAUUCGCUGCUUGACGAUGCCCGGUUCUCCGUGGAAGUCACCAGCAUGUCGAGCAUAGUAUCUUACCUCAAGCUCAGAUAUGAUGUACUCGCAUCCUGCGCCCUACAACAUACAUACAUCUGCCUUGCACGCAACCACUUUGAGCCCGCGGUGGAAGGGGGCGAAAGGAGGCGACGUCAAUAUGAGGCAAAGAUAAGGCAACUUGAACAGGUACUGCACGCCGAGACAUCCAUGCAGCUCACCAUGCUUGACCCAGACGACCGGCCUCCUCAAUAUGCCACAAUAAUCAGUCGGAGAGGAAAAGACCAUACGGCUAAGGGCCACUUCAAGGCACCUCCGAAUUGGAACUACUUCGACGCAGAGAUCCAGGCCGAACUUCGGAGGAUAACCGAGCAGUUGCUCGCUACUGGCCCACCGAAAUAG